UCAAGUUGCUGCAACCUUUUUUAGGUUACACAAGGAAGAAGGGAAGAAAUUAAGCAGAUAUCAAUAUCUCUAAGAUCCAUGGAAACAAUCUCUCAACUCCCUCAUGACAUUAUAGCCAAUAUACUGUCAAGGUUACCAGUCAAAUGUCUCCUUCGAUCCAAGUGUGUAUGCAAGCCAUGGCGAUCUUUGAUCUCUGAUCCUCAGUUUGCCAAACUACACCUUGCAGAGUCACAGAAAGACAGCAAUAUCGACCCCCACCGAAUCCUUCUCUCCACCAAUCCUCUUCUGUCGAUAAAUUUGGAAGCUUAUCAUGGUACUGAAGAUGGCAGCAAUGCGAUAAUAUUGGAGCUUGAUUAUCCGGAAGCAAUAACGAAGGAUGUCGAAUAUGAAAUUGACUUUGCGGGGUCUUGUAAUGGCUUGGUAUGUUUAGUUGUGGACUAUAAGAAUUUCAUUUUAUGGAAUCCAUCUACAAGGGAAUCAAGGCCGCUGCCUGAACCAAAACAUCAUCUUCGUGAUGGUUCCUUAUCUUAUGGUCUUGGCUUUGAUUUCUCAACUGAUGAUUACAAAUUAUUAAGUGUUGCUCGCCGACACUGGUCUCCUGCUAGUGUUUCUGACAAAACUACUGUUGAAGUCUUUUCAAUGAGAACCAAUGUUUGGAGAAGAAUUCCCGAUCUCAAAAUUGACGUGGAAUUAGAUGGAAGUGGGAUUUUCCUGAAAGGAUCACUGCAUUGGCUAAGUAGUCUUACUAAAAUAAUUUCAUUUGAUUUAGCAGAAGAGAAGUUUCAAGAAGUGGUGCCACUACCAGCUCGUAUGCACGAGAAUCAUUAUGUAGCAACUAUGGGGUUGGGGGUUUGGGGAGAUUGCCUGUGCCUUUUCAUUGAAUGCGGUGAAACUCUUUAUGAAGGAUGGUUAAUGAGGGAACAUGGUGUCAAGUCCUCGUGGACUAGAUUAUUCAGCGCCGCAGUUGACCCUUUGCCUGGAUUCAAAUACUGGCAGAUUGGAUUAUGCUACACAAAAACUGGUAAGCUUGUAAUCGAUUAUGAUGGAUGGAGAUUAGUCCUGUACGAUCCACAAGAGCAAAGGCUUGAAGAUUUAGCAAUUCGCAAUAAUUGGGAUUGGUUUCACUCCAUUAUAUAUUUUGAAAGUCUAGUUUCACCCAAUCUCGAUGAUGUCUCCAACAGAGAAAAUCAUGUACAAGAUUGAAGAAUCAUGAGGAAAUCUGACGGAGCAAAGAAAAGUUGCAGAGGAUUGCCAUAUGAUGGGACUAUUGCUAAGAAUAUGUAGCAGCAAAAAUCAUAACACAUUCUUUCUAUAUAUAUAAACGUUUGACAAGACCACUAUAUAUGGUACAAAUUGCCCUGAAUUCUCUAUUAGUUUAGCCAUAUCAACACUUGGAAAGUAUCAAACCUAUAAACUAUUAAGUUGACUAGUUUUGUACUUGGUCUGGUCUUAUAUAUCAAUUAUCAAGUUAUAAAUGUUAUCUAGUCUUGUAUUAGGUUAUGGUAGUCUUAUGUAAUUUCAACUAUAGUUACUAAUAUCAUACCAUAUAUGAUAUGUGUCGUGAUGUUAAUAAAAAAAAUUAUA
Messenger RNA from Theobroma umbraticum, 1584 nucleotides. RefSeq names its product F-box protein CPR1-like. NCBI's taxonomy places the organism in Eukaryota, Viridiplantae, Streptophyta, Magnoliopsida, Malvales, Malvaceae. The record is from RefSeq and is a predicted model, not a curated record. Gene Ontology annotation, molecular function: protein binding.